Molecule: messenger RNA, 912 nt
Organism: Photinus pyralis (common eastern firefly)
Lineage: Eukaryota; Metazoa; Arthropoda; Insecta; Coleoptera; Lampyridae
Product: transcription factor Adf-1-like
Exons: 2
Coding region: 1-912 (303 amino acids)
Biological process (GO): regulation of transcription by RNA polymerase II
Cellular component (GO): transcription regulator complex; nucleus
Molecular function (GO): DNA binding
Source: RefSeq, a predicted model, not a curated record
AUGGAUGUUAAAAAGCACAAUUUAAUUGAAUUAGUUUUUAAUGUUCCUCCGUUGUGGGAUAAGCGGCACAAGCAACACCAUAAUAGGUAUACUCUGGCCAAGGAAUGGAAGAAGAUUGGAGCUGAACUCGAGAUGACCGUUACGGAGGUAAAAUCUCGGUGGAAAAACCUUAGACAGGAGUUCGGUAAACAAUUUAAAAAGUACCAGGGAAGGUCUGGUGAUGGAGCACCGGAGGAAGCUGCAAGUCAAUGGCCGUUCUUCCAAAAAUUACAAUUUUUAAAAGAUCAAUUUACCCCCCGGAAUUCAUCGGGAAAUUUAACACGGCCUGAAAAUACUGAAGAAACUGAAAAUACUCAAAAUACUGAAAAUACUGAAGAGGUCAGUGACAGUGACGAUGUCGAUGAGGAGCGAGAUAUCCGUCAGGAGAGUGUGGAUAGUGUAUUCAGUUCACACGGUCUGGAGUCUACUUCUGAUCGACAGCCCUUUCUUCAAACGCCGACAUCUUUAUCCAGUGAGCCUCAGUCAGUCUCAAGAACUGGAUACAGAAAACGAUUAACAGCACAAGCUAUAAUUGGAAAAGAAUUGCUGUCUCUAGAAACACAGAAACUAGAGUUGGCAAAAAAAAGAAAAAUUCAAAACGUUAAUGACGAAGAUAUUGGUUUUUUUAAUUCACUAUUACCAACUGUGAAAAAACUGACUGAUAAAGAUAAAUUCAUUUUUCGAAUGAAGGUGCAGAAGACACUCUUCGAACUUGCAUUUCCAGAAACGGAAAAUCCAAAAGUGUCAAAUGCAAAACCUUCUACUACCGUACAAACGUCUACUUCGCGACAUAAUCAAAUUACUCAGGAAGAAACAAUAAUUCAACAGGAAUCUGAUACUUAUACAACAGAUUAUACAAUCUUGGAACUUUAA